Molecule: messenger RNA, 5962 nt
Organism: Haliotis rufescens (red abalone)
Lineage: Eukaryota; Metazoa; Mollusca; Gastropoda; Lepetellida; Haliotidae
Product: centrosomal protein of 162 kDa-like
Exons: 32
Coding region: 260-4471 (1403 amino acids)
Biological process (GO): cilium assembly
Cellular component (GO): centriole; centrosome; axonemal microtubule
Source: RefSeq, a predicted model, not a curated record
UUUCAAAAUGGCGGAAAGUUUUAAGACAAGCACCGACACAUUUUGAGUUCCGUUGAUUUGUUUUGGGUUUAAAACAUUUAUUUAAUUUUAAGCAUUAGUAACAAUUAGUAAACGAGACGUUUGAUACACACAGUUGAAUUUUAUUUACAACGCACUGUCAUGGAAAUAAGCAACCAAGCUUUAGGCAAUGCAGAUUCUCGAUUUUGAGGCUUUUGUAUAAAAUCUUAAAAGAAGUAUACUCUGGAAGCUAGAUUUCACCAUGUCACGGAGAUUCACGAAGGAGGAAUUAGAUGACCAGUUUGAAGUGUUCCUGAAACAGUCAGUUUCUUCAGAUGAGUCAUUUGAGACAUUGCAGAAGAAGUCUUCCAAGAUAGCUGAGGCAAGGAAGAAGAGGGAGGCCAAGCCGUGGUGGCUGGAUGAAGAUGACCAAGACAAGAAACUUGGCUCAGGUUUGACAGCAAGUGGGAAGAGUUUCAUGAAGACAAAGAAAAGCCCUGAAAAAAAGAGUUCAUCUGAGAAGUCGGCUAAAGGUGGAAAGACUGGAGUUGGGAAGGUGAAAUCCAAGCAGGAGAAGACACGUGUCAGAAAGAAAGAUGUGUCCCCGAAACGACCCGGUCGAGGGCGGACAGAAGCUUCCAUGAGUAAAGACAGCUUGGAAGACAUAUCGGAGAAGUCGGAGGAGAAUGACGCAGGAGAAGCUGCCAGGAUUGUUGGCCUUGACUCCAGCUUGGACACGACACGAGACAGUUGCACAGCAGACAUGUUAACUGACCGACAAGACAGCCCUGAAAAAGUUGGCAUGGACACCCUUGAUGAAUUAGCCGAUAAACAGAGGUUCUAUAACGAGGUUGAAGCUGAGGGCACAAUAGACUACGGACAGCUGAACCGGGAGCUGAGUCAGACUGCCACAACGCUGUCCCCCAAGUUAGCUGGUGUGGCAGUGGACGACUCCCGAAGUGCAGCGAUGCUGGAUCACUCCAGGGUUUCCGGUAGUCAUGGAGGUCCAACAGAGAGGGACUCAUCACAACAAAAGCCGAGUAUGCUGUCCAAAGUCUCGCUGCUCGACUCCCUCGACUCCACUCUCAACACCACCACUUCCCCCAAGGCCAGCGUGCCAUUUGAUGGCAGCAGGGAGGGUAACCAUGACAACCUGGGUCAAACAUUUCCUGACACGCUGAAGACACGGACCGGCACAGGAAUGAUGGGCACCAACACCAGCAGAGAGAUGGAGGCUCUACAGGAGGCGCUGCGAGUGGUAGGACUCUCCCCCACCAUCAAACAGGACGACCCUCUCACUGGCGUCCUCGGACAUGACUCCCACACUGGGAGCCUGCCAGACCCGGCCACAGCAAAGCAGCAGCGAGAGAAGGAGAGAUCAGACCGGACAGUGGAUGAUAUAUUCCGGGAGAUGGGUGAACUGGAGAAACGAGUGAAGGAGAAGGAGGACAGAGAAGAUGAUGUUCGACUCAUGAGUGACUACCGUAGCGCCCACAGUCACAGCUCUGGGAGCCCGAACAGUCAUGGGAAAGGUCUAUCACAUCAGCAGCACAUGGAGGAGGACCAACGAGGGGGCUUCGACCACUCCCACACGGACGACACAGAGGUGUACCAGCCCGUCACCGCCGUCGGAUCGAGAGGCCGCAGCAUCCAGCGCCUGUAUUCUGUGAAGGAAAAGACAGAUGGCGCCAGUGGUACCUUCACCAAUGUCAGGACAGAUGAGGUUAAAGGUAAGAAGUCCCGAUCCAGAUUUUCCCACAUCCAGAGUUCAGGGUAUGGGAAGCGCUCCAUUAGCCGGUCGCCUUCACAUUCACCAUCAAGGUCACCUGGCAAAUCAACACGACCUGGCAACCAGACCUGGUCCCCGGCAGACGUCAGCAGACACAAAGUUACAGGCACCCAGUCUCCAAGGACCGCCCACCACAAUCUUCAAGGGAAAGUGCCUGAGACACGUCUGCUGCAGUCUGUGGAGUCGUUUGCAAGUUACAUCCGAGACCAUUUUACAGGGAAGGGAGUCCCAGAGGUAAAGUACUCGUCUGAGGAGCCUUCAGUGUCGGCCAGUCUGCGGAUGGAGAAGACAUCGAGUGUGGAGCGAGAGCUGCAGCAGGAGCUGGGUGAAGAGAGGAAGAGACUGGCUAGUCUGCAGGGUGAGAUGCGGACCCUCCAGCAGCAGCAUAAGGAGGAGAUGGACCAGGUCAAGGUGGAACAUGAGCAGGAGAUGUUCAAACUGAAGCAGGAAAACUUUGUCCUGGCUGCCAAGCUGAACGAGGGGGAGGGGGAGAGCACUGCAAGGAGGAAGCUGGGAGAGGUAUUGAGCGGGGAUGCUGUUACGAGGGAGCAGCUGACAAUGUUGGAACGGGAGAUCAAGGACCAGGAGUCUCUCAUUGCCGGGUUCCAAACAGAGAACCAACGACUGUAUGGCGAAAUGAAGGCUCUCCGUGCCAACACACGCUCAGCGGAGGAGAAAAUGUUCUCUGAGAACCAGAGACUGAUCACAGAAGUCACCAACCUAAAAUCCCAGCUUGAGCAGAAGGACCUUGCGCUGAGGAACAAGGGCAUCAUCACAAGUCUCGCAGCACAGCAGCAGAUAGCUGCUGGCAACGCAGAUGCCCAGCUCGGCGCCAACAAGCUUGUCCAGCUACAGGCUGAACUGACAGAGGCUAAGAGGCAGAGUGAGAUCCAGCAGCGGGAGAUGAAGGUCUUGCAGCAGACCAAGCAGGAGCUCGACCUUCACAUUCACCAGCUGGUGCGGGAGCGGGAAGAUCUCAGUCGGGACCUCGACGCUGCAAAGAAGAUCACACCAGAACAGGCCAAGGAGCUGAAGGCCCAGCAUGAGGAGGAAGUGUCCCAGUUGAGGAGGAAGCUGAAGUGGUAUGCAGAGAACCAGCAGCUGCUGGACAAGGGGGCGGCAAGUAUGAAGAAGAAAGAGGAAGAAAUCAGACAGCUGAAACUGAGACUGGAAGGACUCACAACUGAGACUGGGCGCAAGUUAGAGGAGAACAAGCUGAGGGCGAGAGAGCGAGCCUCGGAUGCCAAGAAGAUUCAGGACCUCCAAAGACAGGUGAAGGAGAUGGAGCAGAUCAUCCGUCGCCGCCACCCCAACUCCCUCCCGGCGCUGAUGAUGGCUGCAGCUGCAAGCGUGGGCGAGGACCAGGCUCCCCCCAUCAAGUCCGCGAGUGUCACGGUGCUGGAGAACCGCAUCAAGAAGCUGGAGGAGGAACUGGCCAGCAAGGACGAAGCCUCCAACACCCUGCUGCGGGCCAUGGAGCAGAAGUACAACAACAUCAAGUACAAGUUUGAGUCGCGAGUGUCUGACCUGGAGAAGCAGCUGUCCAUCUAUCAGCGGGUGGACGGGACGGGCGGGGAUCUUCCCAUCACCCAUGGUGCUGCGAUGGAGCUGGAGUUGAAGGAGUUGCGGCAACGCUACACGCGGCAGGUGGCUGAGCUGCAGGCCCAGGUUGACCGACUCACUGGGGAGCUGACCAAGAUCAACAAGAACCAACACAACCUGAUGAAGAAUGACACCUCUCGAACCCCUGAGUCAGACCUCAACCAGCAGGUGGCGCUGCUGCAGCAGGAACUGGAUGAGAAGAAGCAUGACCUCCAUGUCCUUUACACGUCCCUGGAGAGACUCCGCAAGGAGAAGACUGGCGAUACCACAAAGAAAUCAAAAACUAAGGGCAAGGGUACCAGGAAGAAGCUCUCCACUCCCGAGUCUCAGUUUGACAGUUUCCCUCCAACAGCGGACCGGAGCUACGAGCCCCAGACGUUUGCAGACUCGGACAUCACACAAGUCCUGCAUGAAAACCAAGAUCUGAGAACUACGGUGGAGAGCCUACAGCUGGAACUGGACCAACAGAGAGUUGACCUCCGUAAGUCUCUAGCGGAGACGGAAGCCGUAGCACGGAAACACAGGGAGGAUUACCAAGACCAGAUUGACAGCCUGCGACUGUCCCACCAGCAAGAGCUGCAGAGAGUCCUCAGUGACCAGGCCUUCCAACACUACUCCUCCAAACUGGCUCAGCUACACAGCAAGUGUGACAGUCAGGAGGUGAUGAUCCAGCACCUACAGCAGCAGCUGGCCAAGUCGGAGGUUGAUGCAGAGCAGAUAUCCAUCCUCAAGAUACGGGAAGCUGCCAAGCAGAAUCAGAUUGAGAAGCUCCAGGACCUGCUGCAAGAGGCCAAGAAGAGUCACUCUCCUGAAAUGCGUCACUUCGAGACCCUGCAGGAGAAGAUUAUUCAGAUGGAGAACCGCCACGAGCAGCGGGAAUCUGAACUGAAGCAGAUCAUAGCCAACACUCAGAGAGUUGCUUCCCUUGAGCUCGACCAGGAAGGAGAGAAAUGGAGGAAGAUUGUCGAAGUGAAGAACAAAGAGAUCGAGAAGUUUCGGGCAGAGCUGGACUCCAUCCUGGACGUUCUGCGCCUCCUCCAGAAACAAGGUGUCAUGUUACCGGUCAGCUCCAUUCACUCAUGACAUCCAGAAACAUGUCGUGACAUUAGCUCAGGGUCUCAUGACAAGAUGUUUUGAGGAAUAUCAAACUUUAAACUGUGAUAACCUGUUCAGCAGGUGUUGUAUGUGCUCUCAGGGAGCCAUGGCACACAGCCAGGGCAGUACCAUGCAUGAGAUAAUCCUAACUCUCACUGUCAUCACCUCAAUGAAAUCUGACUCUCAAAGGGCUGCAGUUGCUAUUAGGUGGGGCGGUCGGGUAGCCUAGUGGUUAAAGCGUUGGCUCGUCACGCCGAAGACCCGGGUUCAAUUUCCGACAUGGGUACAAUGUGUGAAGCCCGUUUCUGGUGUCCCCCGUCGUGAUAUUGCUGGAAUAUUGCUAAAAGCGGCAUAAAACCAUACUCACUCACUCACUGCUAUUAGGGAGUCAAAUUAACACACUGCUUGCAUCAGACCAGUGUUAGAUGUCAACAGUUAUGAUUCAGUCAGAAAAGUGAUGUAGUGAGUGAACUGGUGAAAGGUGUUUUACACUAUAGUCAAGAAUUGUAGCUAUUACAUGUGGUAUGUAGGGAUGGUGGGGUAGGCGAGUGGUUAAUCUGUCACAAGUCACGCUGAAGACCUGGAUUCCCCACAUGGGUAAAAUGUGUGAAGCCAAUUUCUCUGGGGCCCCUGCCGUGAUAUUGCUGGAAUAUUACUAAAAGCGGCACUCACUCACUCAUGUAGCAUGUAAGUUCUUGAAACAAGCCAGUGUACAUGAUCCCCCAAUCUCAUUAAAAUCAGAUCAUAGUUUUUGCUACCGCUAACCAAAUAUCUGAGGACAUCCCAUUAUGGGUCAUGUCGGCACGACCUUUCGCAAACAUUGACUGACCAAUGAAAUGACUGACAAGAAAUCGACAUUUGCCAAUCAGAAGGCAGCUCUCUCUCAAUCUUUACGGCACUAGUUUCAAACUGGCGACUACGCUUUGAAACAUAUUUUGACAUAUUCUCGAUUAAAAAAAAUUAAAACUGACCAAAACAACAGUCUGGAAUGACUUAUACGCUCUGAUUGGUUGGAUGAAAGGUCGUGCUGACGUGAUCCGUAUUGGGAUGUCCUCAGAUCUUUGUUUAGCGGUAGCGAGAACUAAGAUCUGAUUUUAAUGAGAUUGCAUGAUCCCCAUGACAUGGAAUUAUAUGACAACAGGUCUCUCAGUGGCUGGACACACACACCGAGGGGUGCAUGUCAGAAGCUGGCGGCAGAUUGUACAAUUUGUAAUCUACCAGUCCAACGUUCAUAUUCAAUAAUGACACGUCUUGACCAGUCUUAACCACUGUCAGGCAGUUGAUCCUGAUCAGCCAAACGCGGGUGUACUAGAAGUCAGUAUGUAUACACCUGUAUAUUACCAAUAUAUAUUGUGUACUAUAAUUAGAUAUAUAUUUAUUUUGUUAUACCAUGUAUUUGUAAAGUAAACAUGAAAACAAAUUCCGUGUUUUUGUUUUUUGUAUAACUGAUCACAGUGCUCAAUAAAACAUGCAAAAGUG